Molecule: messenger RNA, 505 nt
Organism: Schistosoma haematobium
Lineage: Eukaryota; Metazoa; Platyhelminthes; Trematoda; Strigeidida; Schistosomatidae
Exons: 1
Coding region: 153-485 (110 amino acids)
Source: RefSeq, a predicted model, not a curated record
UCCUAUCCACUUCCAGCGCUCCUUCUUGAUUUAUUCCUCCGUUGGAAUCUGGUUUGUUCUCCCGCUGUAGAUUGUUUCUGAUGGUGUCUGGUCAACGGAUCCGAAGUAUUUAGCGUAGACAGCUGUUAAUAAACACCUGUUUUUUCUGGACGAUGGCUUUCGCAGUUCUCCAGGUUUCCGCCCCAUACAGUAGAACUGUCUUGACAUUUGUAUUGAAAAUCCUGACAUUGGUGUUGGUUGACAGUUGCUUUGAGUUCCAGAUGUUAUUCAGUUGUAAAUAUGCUGCUCUUGCUUUGCCGAUCCGCGCUUUCACAUCUGCAUCAGAUCCACUGUGUUCAUCUAUCAUAGUGCCCAGAUAUGUAAAGGUUUUUACAUCUUCCAAAUCUUCGUCAAUUGUGAUUAGACUGGUGCAUGCUAUGUUGUAUUGGAGAAUGUUGCUUUUCCCUUUGUGUAUGUUGGGACCUACUGCUGGUGCUACAAUCUGAUAUUGAUACAGAUAAAAGUG